AAGAUAAAAUAAGAGUGCUUGUUUAAAUGAGAUUAAGAGAUUACAAUGUUUAUGCAGAUUACUUUAUAAACCGGAUUGAGAGAGAGGUACAGAAUCUCUGUCUAUUUUCACAGGUGGAGGAGACCUCAUCGUAAGCGGAAACAAUGCCGGUCAUAAAUGUAGAAGAACUGACAGAUCUGGAUAAGGCUAAAAUGGAAGUAACCCAGCUCAAAACUGAGGUGAAGCUUGAAAGGGCGAAGGUGUCCAAAUGCUGUGAAGAGAUUUCAGAGUACAUUCAGAGCGGAGCAGAUGAGGAUCCUUUGGUCAAAGGCAUUCCAGAGGAGAAGAACCCAUUCAAGGAGAAAGGUGGCUGUGUCAUUUGCUAAUGUGGACAGAGAAACCCCCGACUCUUGCAGUUUAGUGUUCAUUGCUGCCCAUGGACACCUGCUAACAUUUAAUAAUAGCUGGAAUCACUCUGCUACCUGAAAAAGGACAAUCACAAAUAUGGAUAGAUGUUCAAUUAACUCUAAAUGGCUUUUUCUCCCUUGUAAAUGAGUCCACAGGAUCUGGACCCUCAUAUGUUGUGUAUUCCUCUUUGAAGAGCUCUAAUAAAUCAGACUACCACUGUGCACUGAUCA
Messenger RNA from Carassius carassius (crucian carp), 617 nucleotides. Its product is annotated as guanine nucleotide-binding protein G(T) subunit gamma-T1-like. NCBI's taxonomy places the organism in Eukaryota, Metazoa, Chordata, Actinopteri, Cypriniformes, Cyprinidae. Gene Ontology annotation, cellular component: heterotrimeric G-protein complex. The record is from RefSeq and is a predicted model, not a curated record. Gene Ontology annotation, biological process: G protein-coupled receptor signaling pathway. The transcript is spliced from 3 exons. Bases 144 to 365 code for a protein of 73 amino acids. Gene Ontology annotation, molecular function: G-protein beta-subunit binding.